Messenger RNA from Anisakis simplex (herring worm), 579 nucleotides. NCBI's taxonomy places the organism in Eukaryota, Metazoa, Nematoda, Chromadorea, Rhabditida, Anisakidae. The record is from the annotation of a GenBank genome assembly.
GAUGACAUCUCAUCAGCAGUUCUCUACGCGAUGGACAUCUUUACGGGUAAAGUGAUAAAUAAGUCGAAUCGAGUCGAUUUACGACGUAAGGUUUCGACGUAUUUGCCAACUCUUAUCGAUCGUCUUCUUUCGCUGACGACUGCUGGCCUUGAGAAUGGCAAAGUGAUGCAUCUUGUCGACCAUUAUCGGAAACAUAUCAAUUUAUUAAUACGUAUCUGCGUCACAACGAGUCGNUAUGAUCUAUUGUACAAUACGAUUUAUCCACGCCUGGAAAAAGAUCCUCUUUCGAGGACGAUAUUCUUUGAAUAUUUGGAUGAAAUUAUUUUAGAUGGAAUGCUCGACAAUCCACCGCCUUCACUGGUGUCAGAAUAUCUACAGAAUUUAAUUCUCGAAGGGAAUCUGAAUCAGUUUGAAGCGUCUGUGGUGCGCAUCCCAAUCGAUCGACAAGAUAUACACUAUGUGAUGACGACGUGUCGUGCGAAUCGACUUCAUGAUGGUAUCAUUUAUGUGUACAAUAAAGCGCUGUCUGAUUAUUUGAGUCCAUUGGAGGUUUGUCUUCAUUUGCUACUUUUCAUUUGA